AUGUUGGAACUUGAGAGUCAUGUCACCAUCCAGAAACGCGCCUAUUACUCCCCUCCCUGGGCGGACGUAAGCAUCAUUGCGGUAGCUGGAAGCUCAGGCUCCGGGAAGUCAACCUUAUCACAAGCUAUUGUGAAGAAACUGAACCUUCCUUGGGUUGUGAUUCUGUCCAUGGACUCAUUCUACAAGACACUCACCCCUGAACAAUCCAAGUUGGCUUUUGCCAACGAAUACGAUUUCGAUUCGCCAGAUAUCUACUGCGAAGCUGAUGCCGACACAUGUUUGUCGAGACGAAUUGUUCGGGAUGUGCGAGAAAGGGGUAGAGAUAUCGAAGGAUGCAUUAAACAGUGGUUCGGAUUUGUCAAACCUAAUUUUGAAAAAUUCGUUGAGCCUCAACGCAAAGUGGCCGACUUGAUUGUUCCGCGGGGCAUCGAAAACCGUGUUGCAUUAGAUAUGAUGGUUCAAUUCAUUGAAAAGAAGCUUUUCGAAAAAUCUAUCCACCACCGUGAAGCCCUCUCUAGGCUUGAGGCCACCUGCAAAGAGCAACCCCUUUCGGAUCGCGUUGUCAUCCUGGAUGGUACGCCGCAGCUGAAGGUGAUGAAUACCAUUUUACAAGAUGUCGAUACCUCAGCGGAGGACUUCAUCUUCUAUUUUGAUCGGUUGGCAGCACUCAUUAUUGAAGAGGCCUUGAAUAGUGUACAAUUCGUAUCUUUGGCGAUCGAGACUCCACAAAGCCACAAAUACCAGGGACUGAAGCCCAAGGGUGAAGUGAGCGCAGUAAUCGUGCUUCGAGGCGGGUCCGCAUUUGAAUCGGCGCUGCGGAAAACGAUCCCUGACUGCCGAACAGGGCGGCUGUUGAUUCAGUCGGACUUCUCUACGGGUGAGCCCGAACUCCAUUAUCUGCGAAUUCCAGAAGACAUCCAUCAACACGAAAGCGUUCUGCUACUGGAUACGCAAAUGGCCAGUGGAGGUGCGGCGCUCAUGGCUGUCCAAGUAUUGGCUGGAGCUGGUUUCAAUUUUGGGUCACGGUCCAACGUCCUGGCUACUGCUCGUCACAAGUUGAAUCUAUCCGUUCACUACCGCUCUUUGACUGGGAAGCCUCUUCCCCAGGUUAAUCCUUGGGUCCUCAAUUUCUGCUACAGGGCCGGGGCUUGGCUCGGCAUAUCUAUUACGGUGCUUGGGAUCGGGGUGAUUGCCUUUUUCCUCUACGAUGCCACCACUUACAAGCAAGAAGGGAAGCAGAACGACAUCAACGUUUCGCAACUGGCUCUACAGCCUCGACGAGGCGGCCCAGACAACCUCCCCAUUGCCGAAGUCUUCAUAGAUGACGACGAUUGCGAAGCGAAAAAGCGAAUCAAAGACAAGCCCAGACUUGUUGUUCUUGGCGGAGGCUGGGGCGGUGUUGCUCUCCUAAAGGCUCUCAAUCCUGACGACUACCACGUUACGGUCAUCUCACCCACCAACUACUUUCUAUUUACGCCGAUGCUUCCUUCAGCUACUGUAGGAACCUUGGAGUUACGGUCUCUUGUUGAGCCCAUUCGUCGAGUUUUGAGCAGAGUUCAUGGCCACUUCAUUCGCGCCAAAGCAGAAGACGUCCAUUUUUCCGAUAAGUUGGUCGAGGUCUCUCAGCUGGACAGCCGGGGCAAUCGAACUCGGUUUUAUGUGCCUUACGAUAAGUUGGUAAUUGCUGUGGGUUCUGUCACAAAUCCCCACGGUGUCAAGGGCCUUGACAAUGCCUUCUUUCUCAAGGACAUCAACGACGCAAGGAAGGUACGGAACCAGGUAGUCCGCAAUCUCGAAGCUGCUUGCUUGCCAACGACGUCGGACGAAGAACGCAAACGCCUUCUGUCCUUUGUCGUGAGUGGUGGUGGACCCACAGGCGUCGAAUUCGCGGCAGAAAUGUACGACCUUUUGAACGAGGAUCUCACCCGUCACUUUCCUAGGCUGCUUCGAAACGAAAUUUCAGUUCAUCUCAUCCAGAGUCGAAGCCACAUUCUCAACACAUACGACGAGACUGUCUCCAAGUAUGCCGAGGACCGAUUUGCGCGAGAUCAAGUCGACGUUCUCACAAACUCACGAGUCAAGGAAGUUUGUCCGGACAAGAUCAUUUUCACGCAAAAGCAGGAAGACGGCAGUCUUGUCACUAAAGAGCUCCCAGCAGGCUUUGUGCUUUGGUCUACUGGUGUGUCACCGACUGCACUUUGUCAGAAAUUGGCUCAGAAGCUAGGAAAUGUACAGACCAAUCGUCAUGCUCUGGAGACCGACACACACCUUAGACUAAAUGGAACACCAUUAGGUGAUGUCUAUGCUAUUGGAGACUGCUCUACUGUUCAGAACAAUGUCGCAGAUCACAUUAUUACCUUUCUCCGCACUCUUGCAUGGAAGCAUGGCAAAGAUCCCGAAACGCUUCAGCUACACUUCAAGGAUUGGCGCCAGGUUGCACACGACGUGAAAAAACGUUUUCCCCAAUCGGUGAACCAUCUCAAGCGGCUAGACAAGCUAUUUGCCGAGUUUGAUAAAGACCAGUCUGGAACAUUGGAUUUUGGAGAGCUGAGGGAACUCCUAAAUCAGAUUGAUAGCAAGCUGACCUCACUGCCGGCGACUGCCCAAAGAGCACAUCAACAAGGCUACUAUCUCGCCCAGAAGUUCAACAAACUUGCACACUUGUCAGAAGGGUUGUCGGCCAACGAUAUUCGAGAUGGAGAUCUUGAUGCCGCAGCCUACAAAGCAUUCGAAUACCAUCACUUAGGGAGCUUGGCAUAUAUCGGAAACUCUGCCGUUUUUGACCUGGGUGAAGGCUGGAGUAUAGCAGGCGGCCUGUGGGCCGUUUAUGCAUGGCGAUCUGUCUAUUUUGCGCAAAGUGUGAGCUUCCGUACACGGUGUUUGUUGGCCAUGGACUGGGCCAAGCGUGGACUAUUCGGACGAGACUUGAUGAGUUUCUAA
This is a messenger RNA of Metarhizium album ARSEF 1941, 2940 nucleotides long. Its product is annotated as Pyridine nucleotide-disulfide oxidoreductase, FAD/NAD(P)-binding domain protein. The transcript has 9 exons. The record is from RefSeq and is a predicted model, not a curated record. The coding region runs from base 1 to 2940 and encodes 979 amino acids. NCBI's taxonomy places the organism in Eukaryota, Fungi, Ascomycota, Sordariomycetes, Hypocreales, Clavicipitaceae. Gene Ontology annotation, molecular function: calcium ion binding; kinase activity; ATP binding.